ACGCGCGCAGGCGCCGCGCAGGCGCACUUCCGCCUGUCCCGCGGAGGCUGUGGCCGCGGUGGCGUCUACUUCGCGGGGCAUGGUCCCCGGGUCCGAGGGCCCGGCCCGCGCCGGGGGCCUGGUGGCUGACGUGGUGUUUGUGAUUGAGGGCACGGCCAACCUGGGACCCUACUUCGAGGGGCUCCGCAAGCACUACCUGCUCCCGGCCAUCGAGUAUUUUAAUGGUGGCCCUCCUGCCGAGACGGACUUCGGGGGAGACUAUGGGGGGACCCAGUACAGCCUGGUGGUGUUCAACACGGUGGACUGCGCUCCCGAGUCCUACGUACAGUGUCACGCUCCCACCAGCAGCGCCUAUGAGUUCGUCACCUGGCUCGACGGCAUUAAGUUCAUGGGCGGGGGCGGCGAGAGCUGCAGCCUCAUCGCGGAGGGCCUCAGCACGGCGCUGCAGCUGUUCGACGACUUCAAGAAGAUGCGGGAGCAGAUCGGCCAGACCCACCGCGUCUGCCUCCUCAUCUGUAACUCACCCCCGUACCUGCUGCCCGCCGUCGAGAGCACCACCUACUCUGGGUGCACGACGGAGAGUCUCGUGCAGAAGAUCGGGGAGCGAGGGAUCCACUUCUCCAUCGUGUCUCCUCGGAAGCUGCCAGCCCUGCGGCUUCUGUUCGAAAAGGCCGCGCCCCCGGCCAUGCUGGAGCCGCUGCAGCCGCCCGCGGACGUGAGCCAGGACCCUCGGCACAUGGUGCUGGUGCGGGGGCUUGUGCUGCCGGUCGGGGGCAGCUCGGCCCCAGGCCCUCUCCAGCCGAAGCAGCCGGUCCCCCUGCCUCCAGCUCCAGCCUCGGGCUCUGCGCUCUCAGCAGCCCCCCAGCAGCCUCUGCCGCCCGUGCCCCAGCAGUACCAGGUCCCCGGGAACCUGAGCGCGGCUCAGGUGGCCGCUCAGAAUGCCGUGGAGGCCGCCAAGAGCCAGAAGGCGGGACUGGGCCCGCGCUUCUCGCCCAUCAACCCUCUCCAGCAAGCGGCUCCAGGCGUGGGUCCCCCCUUCAGCCAGGCCCAGGCCCCUUCGCUGCCCCAGGGGCCCCCUGGUGCCCCCAAGCCGUCUCCCGCCUCCCAGCCCAGCCUCGUCUCCACAGUGGCUCCUGGUCAGGGCCUGGCCCCCACCGCACAGCCUGGGGCCCCGUCCAUGGCAGGCACGGUGGCCCAAGGCGGGGCGAGUGGCCCUUCCCCGGCCCAGCUGGGGGCCUCCGCCCUGGGUGGGCAGCAGUCGGUCUCCAACAAACUCCUGGCCUGGAGUGGAGUCCUCGAGUGGCAGGAGAAGCCCAAACCCGCCUCCGUGGACGCCAACACCAAGCUGACACGGUCACUGCCGUGCCAGGUCUAUGUGAACCACGGCGAGAACCUGAAGACAGAGCAGUGGCCCCAGAAGCUGAUCAUGCAGCUCAUCCCCCAGCAGCUCCUGACCACGCUGGGCCCUUUGUUCCGGAACUCAAGGAUGGUCCAGUUCCACUUCACCAACAAGGACCUGGAAUCCCUCAAAGGCCUCUACCGCAUCAUGGGCAACGGCUUCGCGGGCUGCGUGCACUUCCCGCACACGGCGCCCUGCGAGGUGCGUGUGCUCAUGCUGCUGUACUCGUCCAAGAAGAAGAUCUUCAUGGGCCUCAUCCCCUACGACCAGAGCGGCUUCGUCAACGGCAUCCGGCAGGUCAUCACCAACCACAAGCAGGUUCAGCAGCAGAAGCUGGAGCAGCAGCGCGGGAUGGGGGCACAGCAGGCGCCCCCCGGGCUGGGCCCCAUUCUGGAGGACCCGGCAAGGCCCUCGCAGAAUCUGCUCCAGCUCCGCCCACCGCAGCCCCAGCCGCAGGGCGCUGUGGGGGCCUCCGCAGCUGCGGGGCAGCCCCCGCCCCAGGGAGCUGCACAGGCGCCCCCAGGCGCUGCCCAAGGCCCUCCCGGAGCGGCUCCCGGCCCAUCCCCUUCUGGACCCAUCCUUCGGCCCCAGAAUCCUGGGGCCAACCCCCAGCUGCGCAGCCUCCUCCUCAACCCACCGCCGCCCCAGACCGGGGUGCCCCCCCCACAGGCUUCCCUCCACCACCUCCAGCCACCAGGGGCCCCUGCGCUGCUGCCCCCGCCACAUCAGGGCCUGGGGCAGCCCCAGCUGGGCCCCCCGCUCCUGCACCCGCCACCCACCCAGUCCUGGCCUGCCCAGCUUCCCCCGCGGGCCCCACUGCCAGUGACACAACCAAAGAGAGAACGAGAGGGCCCCGUGUUUCGAAAAAAAUGGGAACGAGACUAUUUCUUUGUGGAAGUGAAGAGCAUGCCUACGUGUUUAAUAUGCAAAAAAAUAAUGUCUGUGUUGAAAGAGUACAACCUGAAACGUCAUUACGAAUCAAAGCACAGUAAGAGCUUCGACCAGUACACAGAGCAGACGCGAGAUGCGAUACUCAAUGAACUGAAAAAGGGUCUUAAGUGUCAGUAGGGUUUGGAAAGCCACCAGUAGAAACCACACGGCUGCCACACGCAGUUGCACAAUGACAUGGAAAGAGUUACCCGGGCAUUAAAACCUCCCACAGACGGCAAGUUUGAAAUGUGGUGGAGUUGCGGGCCCUGGACGGAGGAGACGCACAGCUGUCGAGGCCUAACAGGCGUUCAUCUGCAUUGCACGGCGUGUUGACGAGAAAUCAGAAGACUUACGAGUCCGAUUGCUCGAAAGAGUCACAUUAGUUGUGGCCUUUUCUAUCCCUGCGCAUGAACCAUUUCCACCCAGUUAGCUUUAUUUAUUUGUGAAGUUGAGGAUUUCCACGCGGCCGAAGAAGCCUGUGCUGUGGGGCCAAGGCAGGCUCAACACACUGUGUGUGCACUGAUGGAAGGGCUUUACGUAGACAGGUCGGCGUUUCUCAGCACAGCCUCAGACGGUUGCGGUGACUGAAUCUGUGUCGCAGGGGAAUUAGGCAGCACGCUGCCAUCCACGGUGGUGAUAUUUGGCGAGGACACAAGUCAGGUGGUUGUGUCAAUUGAAUUGAAUCGUGCUGAGAAAGUCAGUGGAAUACACUGUGAACGUCCUCGAUGUGCUUCUGUACCUGAAUGACAGGCGGGUGGAAGGGGAACUUGACCUAGUGUAUUCCACAGAAGCUCGGUGACCCGGGCGUCACGUGAUGGUGUGGGAACAGUCAGAACUGUUGAGACCAAUCUGCUUGCUUGGUUUCACAUGAGGCAAAAGCCACGCCUUGGUUCCCCUGAAAAGGUCAGUCAAGCUUAUGACCCUUCUGAACACUUAUUUUUCCUCAAGGACAUUCACAAACAGCUACUUGAAUGUAUGGUCAUGUUUGCUCAGUCCUGGCAAAAAUGGGGAAGCCAUGGGCAAGGAACGCUCUGACUCCGUUUCCUUUGCUACAGUUGGUUUCCAGAAACAAAAGACAUGGCCCAGACCGUAUUUACCCAAAUUGUGGGGUGAAAGACCCAAGCUCCCCCAAAGGCUUUCUGCACCCAGACUCCGAAAAUGAGCCGAUACCGUCCGGCUUGCCUUUGUCGGUGAAUGUCGGUCAUGUGCCCGCAGAUGACGAAGUGUAGUUACUGAGCCGCAGUGCAGUGGGGCGCUGUGUCCCCAGCGUGGCUCUGCCGGAGGGUCUAGGCCCUACAGCUGCAGUAGUUGUCCCGAAUCUCCCAGUUUGGAGGUUCCCCGCUUGCGAACAGCGGUUUUCCGUUACAAAACGGAAUCAAAUCAAACCGCUCCCAGGAUUCAAGGCUGAAUUCCCAAGCACCCAC
Molecule: messenger RNA, 3753 nt
Organism: Pteronotus mesoamericanus
Lineage: Eukaryota; Metazoa; Chordata; Mammalia; Chiroptera; Mormoopidae
Gene: MED25
Product: mediator complex subunit 25
Exons: 18
Coding region: 80-2467 (795 amino acids)
Biological process (GO): positive regulation of transcription by RNA polymerase II
Cellular component (GO): mediator complex; transcription regulator complex
Source: RefSeq, a predicted model, not a curated record